This is a messenger RNA of Amoebophrya sp. A25, 1209 nucleotides long. Lineage: Eukaryota; Dinophyceae; Syndiniales; Amoebophryaceae. The record is from the annotation of a GenBank genome assembly.
GUCAAUUCACUACGAUCUUCGUGCUCUUUAUGGCCAUCUCACCAGUCUGACCACUAUUCGACUUGCCUAUUGGACGAGUGUUUUCACCGAUGGGAAUAGUAAGUCAGAACCACCCUGUCUUGGGUUCUAUUAUAGCAAAAAAGUGCCACUGUUUCUAUAUAGCUCGGCUAUCAUAGACCGAACGAAUUUUGUGGCUUAUUUUGAGUCUGUAAUAGAAAUGAGCAAGACGAGUAAGGGCUAGAGUAGACCCCUCUUUGCCGUUGGCUCUAGUACUUAAACAUUAAUGGUAACUAGUACAACACGAAGAUCUACUUUGAUACUCUACUAGAACACAGUACAAUAGGGAAUCAAACAUUCUACUUUUAGUACUUUACGUCACUACGCCUUUUAGUUCCUAAGUUUGAUCAUCAUAAAGUCGACGGAUCCAAGUUUUAGCGUAUACUAUAGAAGACGAAAAACCCCGUCCGUCGCCGGCAGCUUCUCGGAUAAACAUCCAAGCUCUUUGCCUCUCGGUCCUAUCAGCGCCGACGCCCCCCGUCAUGCAACUUCGUCGUUACGUCUCUUCAACUUUAUCAUCAUAGAGGAAGACGAUCGUGGUCAGCUUGUGAAGGAGGUGGUCUGCAUAAAGGUUCAAGGGAAGAGUAAUCAGUGGGCUCGUUUCCUAACAGCGCAUCCGACGUGGACUGUGACUCCGAGCAGAUCUGCACUAUAACUCUCGCGAAGUCGGGACACAUGGCAUGUAAGUUUGAAAUGCUCCCCCGGUAUGUAAGUUGUUAAAUGAGGGUUAUUUAAGUAGUUGAAUGGGAGGCAGCAUGUAGUCCUAUGGAAAAAAAAAGAAAACCUAUGGAAAAAGAAAAACGCGUGGCAUUCUGACGUGAUCGAGGUCCCUGAGGUUGAACUUAAGCCUGGCACUACAAAAAAAAGCGUACACUUUCAAUUGAAUUGAAGACAUUUUUACGAGGAGCAUUGAUGGGGAGGCGUCUUAGUGUGACAAUUUUAGAACGAAAGGAUUUUUCACCUGCAAUUUUCACGGACUGACCUGUCUGAUGGAGUCCUUUAUGACAAGGAAAUCGACGGAAGAGUCCGAGAACCAUCGUCAUCAUUGUCAUCAACUGGCAUAGCGAUGGACCUUUAUUUGAACUGACUGCAACACUUUAUAGACAAGAGAUUUGUAAGGACAAAUAAUGAUGACUGUGACGCCGAAUAGAU